UGAUGUCUCCUUUCCAACAACAAAGAAUUCAAGACAACCUUUACUUCAACUGGCAUCACACAUUGUGAAGUGAAGCCAAUCUCCUUAGUGUUACUGGCUGAACUGUGGAUGGAGAUUAUGAAGAACUCCCAGUCCCGACGCCUGUUCCUUGUUCCCAUUGUGUUAACUUUACUUUCACUCCACCUAUGCACUGCAUCUACCAGCUCAGGGUCUGACUAUGACUACGGAGCCCACCCACGCUUCGUUUGCACCCCUAUUCCCGUGGAUGCAGACCCUGCAUGCUUCCCCACAGGGGGUCCAGGCGUAGGGGCAGCAGGGCCCAGCGGUCCAGGCCAUCAAAGUGUACCUCCUGCUGGCUGGUGGGGGGCGAGCGAAGAGGCCAAAGCCACCAUCCUCCACCUCCGGGAGAGCCUUGUGCAGCAGAAAGAGACCAUCCUGGACCAAAGGGAGACCAUUAGAGAGUUGACGGCCAAGCUCACCCUGUGCGAGGGCCUCGGACGGGGCAUGACGCCUCACGACGAGCACCACGGCACACCUCAUCACGCAGAGAUGGGCGGUCAUCACGUGUACACUGACAACGGGCACUAUAGCAACCAGCAUGGUCCGCAUGGAAACCUCAUACCAGACUCACCGCACUACCCCUCUAUGGGGGGGCAACGAUCUGAUGGGGGGCACAGCAGCAGCAGCCACCAGGGGAAGGAUAAACAUGUGACUCCGGGGGAAAUAACAUCAUCACCGGAGCAGAUGGAGAGGAUGCUGCAGGCGCUGAAGGACAGGCUGGACAAUCUGCAGAAGAGGAACACGUCUAUCGCUUACUCCAGCUCUCUGAAGGAGCUGCUUCAGAGGAAGAUCAGCGCUCUGGAGCAGCAGCUGCACCAUCGCGCCUCCGCCCUCAGCAGCCCGGACCACCACGAUGACGACAGCAGCCGCAGAGACGACGGAGACCAUCAUGAUGACGACCACUACCACGAUGGACACCCGAAUGACCACAACAACGACCACAACCAUGGCGAUCAUAGCGACAGCAGGAACCACAAUGACCAUCACCACGCGGACGGUGACCACGACGACAACGAUGGCAAUCAUAGCGACAGCAGAAACCACAGUGACCAUCACCAUGCAGACGGUGACCACGAUGACGACCAUGAUGACCGCCACCAUGGUGAUGAUGAUGAUGAUGAUGAUGAUGAUGAUGAUGAAGACCAUCGUAGUAAUGAAGCAGACAGUCGCAGUUACCUUCCACACACAGGGCCACAGACUGGUUUCCACUCAAACAAACUGGAAACAAUGCUCAGCCAGCUGCACCUCGCAGCAGGUUCCAGCAGGAAAACGUCUUUGAGUCCUGAUGGCUUCCAGAUCAGCUUCCCCAUGAGAACCAACUACAUGUACGGGCGGGUGAAGAGGACACUGAUGCAGGAGAUCUUUGCUCUGACUUUGUGUCUUUGGAUCAAGGCGGGCGCAGGGCCCAGCCUGGGGACGCCCUUUUCUUACUCAGCACCUGGACAGGCCAAUGAACUGGUGCUCAUCGAGUGGGGGGACAACCCCAUGGAGCUGCUGAUCGAUGACAAGGCUUUGACACUGCCUCUGUCUCUGGGUGAUGGAAAGUGGCACCACGUGUGUGUGACUUGGUCAACAAGGGAUGGACAGUGGGAGGCCUACCAGGACGGCGUGGAGAGGGGGUCCGGGAUAAAUCUUUCCCCCUGGCACCCGAUCAAACCAGGAGGGGUCUUCAUCCUGGGACAGGAGCAGGACAUUCUGGGAGGCCGUUUUGAUGCCACUCAGUCAUUUGUAGGUGAGAUGUCGGACCUGCACAUGUGGUCACAUGUCCUGCCUGCCAGUGACAUCUACAGCCUAGCCUCCUGCGGCAGCCACCUCAGAGGAGACAUCAUCGCUUGGUCCGAGACAGAAGUGGAGCUUCAUGGAGGCGUGGCCAAAUACCCUUUUGACCCUUGUCACUAAAAGGCCUUCGAGAUAUCCUGAAAUGUACUGAGAACAUUCAUCAUAUAUCAACGGUGCAAGAAAAAAAAACUCUGUUCAACUUUCAGUUAUUUUUCAGGAUGAUUAGGCACCAACUCAAUGCCUUCCUUUAAAUUUAAUCAGUGACUUUUUCUUUAAAAAGAAAAAUAACAAUAAGUCUAAUCUGUGUUUACAGAGACUUUGUAGGGACCUAGUGGUUUCAGGCCUUAGGUUUUGGCCUCUACUUUAAUCAUGAGCCAGGUGCUGUAUGUGACAUAUUGUCAUAUUGUUAAUAAGACUUAAUGCUGUAGGGUCUGUGAUCAAAUCAGAAGACCCUACAUGGGUUCUGUUGUGGUGAAGUGACAAAAUGUAUGUUGUUAGUUUGAAUGAUACUCAUAGAAAUGUGUUGAGAAAUCAACUUGUAAUCUGUAUGCUCCUUUUUUAAAAGGUGUACACGGACAUACAGCUAAUUUACCAAAGAAAAUAUAGAAAAAUAUAGUCAUCUUAAUAAUCUAUGUCAUAGUUUUAUUUUGGGAGAAAAACAGAAACGCCUGUCAGACUGAACCAAGUGUUUUACAGCCUCGUUUUAAAAAACCUUUAUACAAUGAACCCGUUUGUUCACUGAACAAAUUGCUGACAUUUAACACCUUUUCUUCUCCCAAUAAAUUUGAUUUAUCUUUUUGAAAUUGUGUAUUUUCGUGUGAAAAAGUCACUGCACAGUGGCUUUUAAUUUCUUACAUGAU
Messenger RNA from Cottoperca gobio, 2699 nucleotides. RefSeq names its product neuronal pentraxin-1. The record is from RefSeq and is a predicted model, not a curated record. The coding region runs from base 109 to 1959 and encodes 616 amino acids. Lineage: Eukaryota; Metazoa; Chordata; Actinopteri; Perciformes; Bovichtidae. The transcript is spliced from 5 exons.